Vombatus ursinus (common wombat) is the source of this 1320-nucleotide messenger RNA. It is a transcript of the gene ABO, whose product is annotated as ABO, alpha 1-3-N-acetylgalactosaminyltransferase and alpha 1-3-galactosyltransferase. The transcript is spliced from 5 exons. NCBI's taxonomy places the organism in Eukaryota, Metazoa, Chordata, Mammalia, Diprotodontia, Vombatidae. Gene Ontology annotation, biological process: carbohydrate metabolic process. Gene Ontology annotation, cellular component: Golgi apparatus; vesicle; membrane. Gene Ontology annotation, molecular function: hexosyltransferase activity. The record is from RefSeq and is a predicted model, not a curated record. Bases 1 to 1023 code for a protein of 340 amino acids.
AUGGGCUUCUUGCUGGACCAUAUUUCAUCUACUGUUCUUCUUUUUAGCAGAUUCUUCAUUCUGGAACUCAAUACAUCUACACCAGGACCAGAGCCAGAAACGAGCAUUCAUAUCCAACACCAAGAUCACCCUACAGUUCAACCCUGUGUCCAACACCAAAAAAAGUCCAAGGCUGAACCUCAAACUAAAUCGCAAAGGCGCAUUGAUGUCCCUCUCCUGACUCCUUGGCUUGCACCCAUUGUUUGGGAUGGAACUUUUGAUAAGGAUAUCCUGAAAGAGCAGUUCCAGGACAGGAAUAUCACCAUUGGAUUGACAGUAUUUGCAAUCAAAAAGUAUGUGGUCUUCUUGAAACUGUUUCUCGAAACUGCAGAGAAGUACUUCAUGGUGGGAUACAAAGUGAAUUACUAUGUGUUCACUGACCGGCCAGCUGAUGUUCCAAAAAUUCCUCUCCAAGAAGGAAGGAAGGUCAUUACAUUGGUGGUCCAGAACUAUGCCCGGUGGCAAGAUAUCUCCAUGCACCGGAUGGAAAUGAUUAGCAAUUUUUGUCAUCAGCACUUCUUCCAGGAGGUAGACUACCUUGCAUGUAUGGACGUAGACAUGAAGUUUAGUGAUCACCUUGGGGUAGAGAUCCUUUCCAACUUGUUUGGCACCCUUCACCCUGGCUUCUAUGGAGCUCAACAAAAGUCCUUUAGUUAUGAACGCCGGCCUCAAUCCCAAGCCUACAUUCCCAAGGGCAAGGGUGAUUUUUACUAUGCUGGCGGCUUUUUUGGGGGCAAAGUACAACAGGUUUAUGAAAUGACCAAAGCUUGUCACGAGGCUAUGUCGAUAGACAAGAGCAAUGGCAUUGAGGCAGUGUGGCAUGAUGAGAGCUAUUUAAACAAAUAUCUGUUUCUUCACAAACCCACCAAAGUCCUUUCCCCAGAAUAUCUGUGGGAUGAGCAGCUACUAGGGCGGCCAGCCUUCCUCAGGAAACUGAGGUAUGUGGCUGUGCCAAAGAACCAUGCUGAGAUUCGGAACAAAUGAAAGGAUUCUUCUUAUGAAGGAGUUGUUGAGGGAUUAUUUUAAAGACAGUAAAGCCAACACCUUCCCAGAAGUCAAUUAUAACCCAGCCUAAGCUGAAAUUAAUUUGAAAGCAGUUCUUUGACUCUAGUGUGAUAAAUUCAAAGAGUAUUGGAAUCAGGAAGACCUGAGUUCAAAUCUUGCUUCCAACACUUACUAGUUCUGAGACCUUGCAGCAAAUCAUAUGACCUCUCUAAGCCUCAGUUUCCUCACUGAUACAAUGAGGAUAAUGAUAGCACCUGCCUCCCAGGGUUGUGAGGA